This is a messenger RNA of Drosophila grimshawi, 444 nucleotides long. RefSeq lists its product as uncharacterized. The coding region runs from base 1 to 444 and encodes 147 amino acids. The record is from RefSeq and is a predicted model, not a curated record. The transcript has 2 exons. NCBI's taxonomy places the organism in Eukaryota, Metazoa, Arthropoda, Insecta, Diptera, Drosophilidae.
AUGAAGUGUGCGACAAUGGCGACAAAAGCAAUCUCUUCCAAGCCACCGAACUGUAAUAAAUUUAAUCGGAACUAUUUACAAAACUUCGCACUAGCUAUAAAUAAUUCCGUGAUGAAUUUAGAUGUGGAUCUGAUACGACCACUAGACUCGGGCCUACGGCUAAAUAUUGAGUUCUUCUCCGGUAACCUUAAAUCGAGUAACUACCAAAGCUUUUAUCAAUACUCUCUCGACAUGUGCAAUCUUCUAAAUGUUCGAAAAAUCAACUUGUUCAACAAAUGGAUUACUAAUUUCAUACAAAAUGGCAAUUUUAUACGUGGUUGUCCCUUCCCAGCGAAUCAUUAUUAUAUCAAAAAUUACAAUAGUUCGGGACUUGUUAUUCCAUCGUUCUUUUUUAAGGGGUCUUAUCGCAUAGCUAUUACUUUGUUCCAGAACAAGAAAGAAUAA